UUGUUCAGUCGGUUUUGGGAACAUUGAUUCCGUCGUGACGGAACUAACCUUCGGACGAAACUAACCUUGAAAAUACCUCUCUGUUUUGAUUUUACUUGGAAGGAGUUUAAUGUAGCAGGUUUAAUUAAUUAAGAAAGAAUGGGAUGCGACGACGACGAAACGCAUAAUAUCCAGUUUAAAAAGAAGAAGAAGACGAAAUCUUUAAGGAAACUCGAAGCUUCUCGGUUUGACAGCGAGGGAGAGAAAAUGUCCAAGAGAAAGUCGAGGAGAUGAAGAUCAUUCAGAAACUCCGCGAGAUACCGGCUGGCGUUGAUAUUGUUGGUUUGGCGCUUGAAGAAAGCGUCUCAUUCGUGUGUUGAUGUCGGAUCCGGAUUUAAUGAAAACCGGAGGAGUGAUAAAUAUGGCUGUGCUGAAGAAUACAAAACAUAAGCUCAAUGAUGCAUGACACUGACACUAGAACGCUAUUUAACACAGAGAUCAAUAAACGCAAUGAGGACGUAGAAAUAUACGGUCAAGUAUAUAGAAGAAGAAUUGUCAAAGCGCAAAAUAAUAAUGAUGCAGCGAAUAGUAUGAAUAAUGAUAAGGGAUCACCAUUGUUCACCAGAGAAAGCAGCAUUGUGCUGAGAAAAAAUGCACUAUCAAAGAAAGAAAAAUGUACUACAUUUGAGGAAAACGAAAAAAUAACGGAGAGAAGACGAUGGACAAUUACCAUUAUGAAAGAUUUAAAAAGCAAUUCAGACGAUUUUGAAUUAAACUUGUAUAAUUAAUUAUCUUAUUAUAGUUUUUAAAUUUAUAUAAGUAAACGUUGAUGAUUUCUUAUAUUAGAUGUUUUUUUAAUUGUAAUUUAAAAUUAAGAAUAAAGAAAUAAUAAAAAAAGGAUCAAGGAACAAUGCAA
This is a messenger RNA of Monomorium pharaonis (pharaoh ant), 895 nucleotides long. RefSeq lists its product as uncharacterized. The coding region runs from base 435 to 767 and encodes 110 amino acids. The transcript has 4 exons. The record is from RefSeq and is a predicted model, not a curated record. NCBI's taxonomy places the organism in Eukaryota, Metazoa, Arthropoda, Insecta, Hymenoptera, Formicidae.